Molecule: messenger RNA, 2182 nt
Organism: Hydractinia symbiolongicarpus
Lineage: Eukaryota; Metazoa; Cnidaria; Hydrozoa; Anthoathecata; Hydractiniidae
Product: selenocysteine lyase-like
Exons: 4
Coding region: 51-1307 (418 amino acids)
Source: RefSeq, a predicted model, not a curated record
GGGUUGACCAGAAUUAUCGAAUUUUUAGAUAAAACACGUUUACAAAGGUGAUGAAGCGAAGCCAUUCUGAAGACAAUAAAAAUUUGCAGACUGGUAACAAAGUUUAUUUGGAUUACAAUGCCACCACGCCUAUGGAAGAAAAUGUAAAAAACAGAAUAACCGAAGCAAUGACAAGAGCAUGGGGAAACCCUAGCAGUUCUUAUGACGCAGGUGUUAAAGCUAAAGAAAUGAUUAACGAAGCAAGAUCUCACGUUGCGAAGAUGUUGAAUGCAAGCGAAUCGGAAAUAAUAUUUAUGUCCAGUGGAACAGAGGCUAAUAAUCACGUAAUUUGGAAUUGUGUGGAAUAUUUUCAAGAAUACAAUAAAACGAAAAGGACUUUUUCCGACGACGUCAAACCGCAUAUCAUUACGACGACGAUUGAGCAUGAUUCUAUUUUGAAAGUGUUGCGUCAUAUGGAAGCCAAGAAGUUAGUUGACGUCACCUACGUGUGUGUGCCGGAGAAGUUGGGCCAUGUUGAUGCCAGUGAUAUUUUGCAGAACGUCCGCAAUGAAACUGUCCUGGUGACAGUGAUGCUGGCUAAUAAUGAAACAGGAGCAAUCCAGCCAAUAAAAGAAAUAUGCAGCAAGUUGUCGAAACUCCAAGUAAGCCGUCACACGAAGAAUUUACCUACCAUUUAUGUACAUACAGAUGCCGCGCAGGCGAUUGGGAAACUUGAAGUUGAUGUGCAAGUCUUGGGUGUUGACUACUUGACUCUUGUUGGGCACAAAUUUUAUGGACCUAGAAUCGGUGCAUUAUGGGUCCACAGUAAAUGUCCAUUGUAUCCUAUGUUACACGGUGGUGGACAGGAGUAUGGGAAACGGCCUGGUACGGAAAAUACUUGUAUGAUAGCCGGACUUGGAGAAGCUGCUAAACUUGUGAAUGAAAAUUUAUAUCUGUAUAACUGUCACUUUUACGAGAUUCGUCGAUACCUUAAAGAAAAACUUUUAGAAGUAUUCAAGGAUAAGAUUGUGUUUAAUGGACUUGCUUGCCCAACUUUACCUAACACUUUAAAUGUUUCCUUCACUGAAAGUGAGUCAUUACGAGGCAGAAAAAUCUUACAAAACUGUGUUUGUUUACAAGCGAGUGUUGGAGCAGCAUGUCAUACAUCCCUUGGAGAUAAACCUUCGGCUAUUCUUUUGGCGCAUGGUAUCCCAGAACACAUUGCGAACAACGCGAUUCGUUUGAGCAUAGGACGUGAAACAACAGAGGAUUGUAUUGAUAAAGUGGUGGAGGAUUUAAGAGCAGCUGUACAACGAAUACUCCAAUGAAGGGGUGUUACAGCUAUGAUGGUCUUUAAUGACGCGGUGUAUGGUAUGUAUCAAACUUUGGCUAGUGGGAAUUUUUUGAAAUUGUUUAUCAAUUUGUUAGAAAUUUUGACAAUUUAGUGACAAAUAUAAAAGAAAUGGAUUUUACGUCGUUGCUAGUCCUUUCUAAAUUUUAGGGUUAAUUUUUAUCUAGAAUAUUUUUAUUUCUUAUUUCUUAAUAUUUAUUAAAUUUUAAAUAUUUAUAAUAUUUAAGUUAGGAAGGUCAUUUUAAAUGUCUGUUUAUAUAAAAAACGGGUCUGUUGGUGUAGCCAAAUUUUAUCCCGCUUAAGCAAAAUGAGAAAUGUCAGAUUUUUUCCUCGUAAACACUUCAACCAUUCGUAUAAUUUUUUCUCCUACCAUUUUCCUUGUAAAGGUGGAACAUCAUCCUAUUGUUAGUGUUUGACGUCAAUUAUUCCAUCCUGUCGUCAUGUAAACAGCUUAUUUCAUUCUGGUGUUGUCACUACUACUGGGAAUGAAAUAAACUCCUGCAAAAACUCCUGGAAAAUAAUUUUUCUAAAUCUGCCAUUUCGUUAUAGGUUCAUGUGUUAACCUCCAAAUUAUGGGAAUUGUUUACGUUUCUUUUCUUUUCAAUAAAAUCUUUGUUUUUAUCGAACCGUAUCACCGUAAAAUCCUUGACUACACUUCGUAAAAAACGAAUUACCACCCGAAUGAUCUUAUUGAAACAAAAGUUAGAUUUUAUAUUUUACAAUACAUACAUAAGAACGUACAAAAUAUAAUUUUUUAUGAAAAUAUAGAAAUACAUUUUAUUUAGUGCUCCGUUUAUAUGAGUACAUUUCGACAUUUUGACAUGCGCAUAACAAUAAACGAAAACAAAAUCA